This is a messenger RNA of Nicrophorus vespilloides, 4343 nucleotides long. RefSeq lists its product as uncharacterized. Lineage: Eukaryota; Metazoa; Arthropoda; Insecta; Coleoptera; Silphidae. Gene Ontology annotation, molecular function: guanyl-nucleotide exchange factor activity. The record is from RefSeq and is a predicted model, not a curated record. Bases 213 to 4100 code for a protein of 1295 amino acids. The transcript is spliced from 15 exons.
AGAGUGGAGACAGCGCUUGCUCUCCGAAGGGAUGGCCGUUGUGUCUGGGGGAGACUGGUAUAAUAGUUCAUCUAGGUCCAUUGUGUCCGACCCAGAUCCGCCACAGGGACUGCUACCUCCGUCUGAAGACGACGUCGGAAGAAGGUGGAGUGGAGCUUGUCCUGGUGAGCAAACGUCUUGAGGAUAUUGAAAGCAGGGUUCUGGCCACCGCUAUGUGCACGUCCACUUUGUCAACGUCCAUCGAUCUGGACGACUCCCGGAUGGACGUCGAGGAUCUUCCGGAAUUGCUGCAAAACCUUCUGGUCUCCAUUGAGCACGCCGUGGACAGAGUGCCUUUGGAUGACCUCACCUUCCCGUGUCCCCAGUGCCUCAGGUACUCUCCAAUGGAUGAUGCCGAGUGCUCAGUCUGCUCAUGCCAUUGUCCCUGCAGUCCCAAACCCCACGGAGAUCUCGUCCAUCUUCAGCAACCAUCCACGGUUCAACACACUAGUCCCAUGUUCGAGUUCGCCGGAUCCAUUCCCCACAUCGACAGCGACGAAGACGACGACAAAGACUCUCUCAACUCAGGGGCCGCGUCUAGAAAAUCCCAAGAGCUGUUCAGGCCCACGAGGAUCACGGAUCUGCCCGAGAAGCUGCUCAUGUCUGGGAUCAAUUUGCCAGGAACCGUGGACACCGAAGGUAGACCGAUAAUCCUCUGCUACGCCGAAUGCAUAGCCCGAGCCGGCCUCAACAAAUUCGAAAUAGCCAAGCUGUUCCUCUACUACGCCUCCAUACCAAGUGCGGAUUACUCCGAAAAAGGGUUCACCAUUUUACUGCUGGCCGAGAACGACGAGCAGAACGUGAUUCUGGAAACCUUGGAUAAAGCAGUGUGUUUGCUGCAGAAUCACAUCAGGCUGUCGCGAAUCAUCGUGUGGCGGCCGGGCGUAUCCAAGAAGACGCUCAAGGGCCUCAACAGUCGUACUCAGGCCAACUUGGUGAGCGACGAGGAAUCCCUGCAGAAGUUCAUCAGCAAGAGGCAAACCCCUGCAAGCUGCGGAGGCUCCUCCACCCAGCACGAUCAGCUGGAAUGGGUCGAGUUCUUCCGACAACUAGAGCCGUUCCUCGUGAUGUGCCGUACAGCCGGUAGGGCUCUGCUCUCCGCCCUGUCACAGCUCAGACACGAAGAAAUCCCUUACCAAAUAACAAGGAGAUUUCUCAAUCACCAGUGCAGACAAAUCGCUCAGGCAGUUCAGUUGGAGGUACUGAAAGGUGUCAGACAGGAGGGUCCAGGGACUUUGGCCAGUUUAGAGGAACGAGCGCAGUGGUUGUCAGGUAGUGGUGACGUGCGAAGAGGCGUUGAAUCCGCCAGGAAAUCGUUUGCUACUAUGGAGAAGGUGGCCACGCGACUGGAGCACCUCGCGUGCGAGCGGAAGGAACGUCUGAAGGAGUUGAGCAGACUGAGAUCGCUUCAGGAUGAAGCCGAAGAGCUGUUGAACUGGCUCAGGAAAGAGGGCGAGGAAACCAUCAAGAAUCAGUUCAUUUUACUGCGAACCGCGGAGAACGUCGCCGCCAUCAAGGAGCUCGAGAAGAAUUUUGAAAAUUUUCAGUUCGAUGCAAUGAGACAAAUCGACAAGACGACGGAUCUGAUCGAAGAGUCCAACGGCAUCAAGGACAUCAAAGGAAAGAAUCUGAAGGAGCAGACGAACAAUUUGAAGAUCGAAGUGAAAGCUUUCGGUGAGAGAUUGGAAGAGUUGCGGGAACGUCUCGAGGACGGUUCCAGGUGUUUCCAGCUUCUGGAGUCGUGCCAGGACAUCCUGGAGGACGAUAACAAAGAGCGCGAGGAUUUUAAGAGGUUGGCCAUCAAAUCCGGCAACGAGAAGUUGAUCCAGAUAUGCGAAUCCUCGAAGAGUCCUAUCGACGAUGGGAUCAAUCCCUCGCAUUCUCCGCCACCUCCGGAGGGCGCGACCACGAAACCCGCCUGCCAGAUUCGGAGGAGAUCCGUCAGUUCUUACGCAUUCAUCUAUAAGUGCAACCAUCAUGCGGCCGGCGUCUCGUGCAACUGCUGCGAAUCCGACACCGAGAACACCGUAUCUUAUAAACUGAAGAAGAAGUACAUGCAGUCGCUGCAAGGAUGCGGAUGCUCAAAAGAGUCGCUCGAGCGGAAGAGCAGCGUGGUAACACUAGAUGGGAUCAAGGAAGUGCGUGAAAGUGUGGAGAAUCUGCUGGAGAACAUUGACACUGCAAGAGAUCGGUGCGGAAGAUGCGACAGCGGCGUGUCGACGGCAGAGAACUCCGUUGGGGAUGACAGUGGGUACAAGAAGAAGCUGGAACGAUCCUGCUCUUGCGCCUACUACCGAGAAAGCUGUCCGCUGUGUAGCACCAACAGCUCUAGCACGGGAUCCAACCAGGAUCACACGGAUAACCAGCAGGAUAGCAUCAUCGAGGAAGGUAGCGAUGGAUUCGUCAAAAGCAGUAGCAGUGAAGACAUAGAUUUCACCGAAGAACGCAGAAAGGUGUUACCCAUCACCUCGAACAGUCACCUCUACUACCACUCGUCCAUACUAGAUUUACCCAGCGACAGCUUCGACAUCAACACGGAUCCGAAAACGCAAAAAACUUUGCUGUAUAUAAUGCGAGAGAUGAUCCAAACCGAACGCGAUUACGUGAAAUCUUUGGAUUACGUGAUCGAAAACUAUAUUCCGGAGCUGCUGCGCGAAGACAUACCGCAGGCCCUCCGUGGUCAGCGUAACGUGGUCUUCGGCAACGUCGAGAAAAUCUACGAAUUCCACAGUCAACACUUCUUGCGCGAACUAGAGCAAUGCGAGAACCACCCUCUACAAGUCGGACAGAUCUUCACGAAGUACUAUAAGAGGUUUUACUUGUACGCUCUGUACAACAAGAACAAACCCAAGUCCGAUUCGUUGAUGUCGGAAUACGGAACUUCUUUCUUUAAAAGUAAACAAUUACAGCUAGGCGAUAAAAUGGACUUAGCCAGUUACUUGUUGAAGCCGGUGCAGAGGAUGGGUAAAUACGCUUUGCUCUUGCAGCAGUCGAUGAAGGCUUGUCCUGAACUGCAGCCUGGUGCGACCGAAAGAGCGCAGAACGAACAGGACGAGCUGAAGAUGGCCGAGCAGAUGGUCAGGUUUCAGCUGCGACACGGUAACGAUCUGCUCGCCAUGGAUUCCAUCCGAGAGUGCGAUGUUAAUCUGAAGGAGCAAGGACAGCUUCUCAGGCAGAACGAGUUUCUCGUGUGGGAAGGACGCAACGGGAGGAAAUCGUUGCGACAGGUUUUCCUGUUCGAAGAGUUGAUACUGUUCAGCAAGGCCAGAAGGUUCCCCGAUAGAAAGAAUCUGGAUUUGUACAUUUACAAGAACAGUAUAAAAAUGACUGAUAUUGGAUUGACUGCAAAGAUCGGCGAGAGUCCGACGAAAUUCGAGAUUUGGUUUAGGAAGAGGAAGCCCAACGACACGUUCACUUUACAAACGAUGUCCGAAGACGUGAAGAAGGCUUGGACCGAGGAGCUUUCUCAACUUUUAUGGAAACAGGCUUUCAGGAACAGAGAAGUUAGAAUGCAAGAGAUGUCCUCGAUGGGUAUAGGAAACAAGCCGUGCUUGGACAUUAGGCCCAGCAAAGACCAAAUUAGCGAUAGAUCAAUAAGCUUUGACCAAUUGUCCAGAACUGCACCGAGAUUUAGAAGCUCAAUUGUAGGGCCCUCCGCGACGGACUCGUGCAGAGGUAGCACCAGGAGGCCGCAUUCAGUUAUCUCCAUGUCGAGCGUGUCCAGCGGCAGCACGAGUUCUGCGGCAUCCGGACAUACGGCGACCACAUCUACAGCUUUGAUGGGAGGAGGCGGUGUCAAUACCGGAGGAGGUGUUGCAGGAGCAUGUGGAACAGCGUACGAGACGAACUGCGACAGCCCCAAAAACUACCACAGAUCUGGCACUUUAAACAGUCAAUGCUCUGUUGAAAGCGGAAUCAUCUCCGACGUAUCUUUAAGCCACGACGAGUGUUCGGACGGACAUUUACCAGCAUGGACGACGUCGCAGAAAUCCAGUCCGCCUCCAUCGAAUCAAAGUGAAUCGAAUCAAUACGUGCCAGACGAUAUACCUGUUAACAUUUAGUUUUACGAGAGAACAAACCAGACAUCAUCAUUGAUCCAACCACCCUCCCAGUAAUCCCCUUUAAGCAUGCUUAAAACAUCUCUCUUACUCUUUUUUUCCAACAUUUCUAUAUAUUAUAUAUAAAGAAAAAGAAAAGAAAAGCGACGACGAUAUUGUAAAUAGCCAAUACAGUUUGUUUUCUUCCGUUAUACUUAGUUCAUUCUUUAAUUUACUUUUUAAUUAAUUAAUCAAUUAAUAAUAACG